Electrophorus electricus (electric eel) is the source of this 1407-nucleotide messenger RNA. Its product is annotated as actin-related protein 2/3 complex subunit 2-A-like. Gene Ontology annotation, cellular component: Arp2/3 protein complex; actin cytoskeleton. The record is from RefSeq and is a predicted model, not a curated record. Gene Ontology annotation, molecular function: actin filament binding; structural constituent of cytoskeleton. Lineage: Eukaryota; Metazoa; Chordata; Actinopteri; Gymnotiformes; Gymnotidae. Gene Ontology annotation, biological process: actin filament polymerization; Arp2/3 complex-mediated actin nucleation.
GAGGGCUUGAAAUUCAAUGCGGAAGUGCUGACAGGACUAGGGAAGCAGACCCUUCGGGGAGUAAAACCAGCAUUUAGGAGUCGUGUGACAUAUUUUAUAGAUAAUUUGAAGUAGCACUUAUUUAGCAUUUAUUCAAAAUCAUCAUGAUUUUGUUGGAAAUAAAUAAUCGGAUCAUAGAGGAGACGCUAACUCUUAAAUUUGAGAGCGCAUCCAACGGGAACAAGCCAGAAGCAGUAGAAGUCACGUUUGCUGAUUUUGAUGGUGUGCUCUACCACAUCUCAAACCCGAAUGGCGACAAGACCAAGGUGCUGGUCAGCAUCUCCCUCAAGUUCUACAAGGAGCUUCAGGAACAUGGUGCUGAUGAGCUGCUGAAGAGAAUUUACGGAAAUCUCUUGGUGCCAGCAGAAGAUGGGUACAACGUAUCUCUGCUUUUUGACCUGGAAGCAAUACCAGCCAACAGGGAGGACGUUGUCCACCAGGCAGGCAUGCUGAAGAGAAACUGCUUCGCGUCCGUGUUUGAGAAGUACUUUGCGUUUCAGGAGGAGGGUCGCGAGGGCGAGCAGAGGGCCGUCGUCCACUACAGAGAUGACGAGACCAUGUACGUGGAGGCGAAGAAGGACCGCGUGACUGUGGUUUUCAGCACGGUCUUUAAGGAUGACGACGACGUCAUCAUAGGCAAAGUAUUUAUGCAGGAGUUUAAAGAAGGCCGGCGUGCCAGUCACACAGCCCCUCAGGUGUUAUUCAGUCACCGUGAGCCUCCCUUGGAGCUGAAGGACACCGAUGCAGCCGUAGGAGACAACAUCGGCUACAUCACCUUCGUUCUGUUUCCUCGCCAUACCAACGCCAACACCAGAGAAAACACCAUCAACCUGAUCCACACCUUUCGAGACUACCUGCACUAUCACAUAAAGUGCUCCAAGGCCUACAUUCACACUCGCAUGAGAGCCAAGACCUCCGACUUCUUGAAGGUCCUGAAUCGUGCUCGUCCUGAUGCCGAGAAGAAGGAGAUGAAGACAAUCUCGGGCAAGACCUUCACUCGCUAAGCUGGCUCACUGACUGAGCCCGCAUACAGGACCUUGUUGAGCCCAGCCAGCGCUGCCUGGGUGCUUGGCGAUCUAUGAUUCCCGUAGUCUGGGUAGUGCUCCUACAAGACCUCUGCGAACCUGUGGGGGGAACCGAGACAUCCCAGCGCUUUGCGAAUUUAGGAUAAGAAUUCUAUUCCUCCCAUGAGACGAAGAAGUGUGUGUUUACCAUUUUUGAUACGUCUCCCUUUGGACAUUCGGUACUUUUGCCUUGCCUCUUAGCUCACAUGUUGUGAGAAGCUUUCAUGCAGUAAUCCCUUUCGUAUCCCCUUUCCUGUCUGUGUCAUGCCAGGUCACAUGUCAAUAAAGUCUUCUAGAAAAGACA